Messenger RNA from Schistocerca nitens (vagrant locust), 690 nucleotides. RefSeq names its product proline-rich protein 2-like. The transcript has 3 exons. The coding region runs from base 1 to 690 and encodes 229 amino acids. NCBI's taxonomy places the organism in Eukaryota, Metazoa, Arthropoda, Insecta, Orthoptera, Acrididae. The record is from RefSeq and is a predicted model, not a curated record.
AUGGGAUCUGAAAAAAUUAAGUAUGGUCCGCCUACAGGUAAAAGGAUACUGAAUGUAGUGGAAAAUGACCAAAACAAGGUAGAAGGAGAUAGAAACGAAUCGCAGAGUCGUAUAAGAAGUAACUGUGGAGAGAAGCCUAAGAAGAGAAAAGAUUUGGUCCGCGGCGGGUUCCAGCCGCGCCUUCCGACUUCGCUGCCGCCCCCAGGGCAGCAGCAGCAGCAGCCGUCGCCGCUACCACGCCGACAGCCCGUCCCGUUGAUGCCUCCCGCGCAGCUUCAUACGGGAGCGCCCCGGGUGGUCGCUCCGGCGCCUGCGGUCCCUCUUCAGUCGCCACCGCCUUCGGAGCAGAUGGACGUCGACCCCUCAGCCGGGCCGCCUUCCCAAGCGGUGGCUGUGCAGCCUGUACUGCAGCCGCUUUCCUUGGGCACCCCCAAGGAGUCUGACACCGCAGCGCCUUGUCCGGCGCCCACUCAGCAGCCGUCGACGCAGCGUCAGGAGACGCUGCCUCUCUUCGUGGGCCCCGACGCCCCGUCGCGUCCAGUACCAGAAGCUGCGCCCGUGGUCACAGGCGUGCACCCUGACCUCGGUUUUCAGUCGGUGUUUCCCGAGGCCCCGCGCAGCCAAUGCUGGGGUCCGUACCUGCAGCCCUGCAUAGAUGCUAAUACGUCUCCAGAGGUGUCGUGCAGUUAA